Molecule: messenger RNA, 615 nt
Organism: Microtus ochrogaster (prairie vole)
Lineage: Eukaryota; Metazoa; Chordata; Mammalia; Rodentia; Cricetidae
Gene: Pnma8c
Product: paraneoplastic antigen-like protein 8C
Exons: 1
Coding region: 1-615 (204 amino acids)
Source: RefSeq, a predicted model, not a curated record
AUGGUAUUUGGAGUCCAGGACAUUGCAUUGUUAGAACAUGGGUGCAAAGCCUUGGAGGUGGACAGUUACAAGUCCUUGAUGAUCCUGGGGAUCCCAGAGGACUGUAGCCACCAAGAAUUUGAAGACAUCAUACGGACUCCGCUCAAACCACUGGGCAAGUUCGAAGUGGCUGGGAAGGCCUAUCUGGAGGAAGAUAGGUCCAAGGCGGCCAUCAUCAGGUUGGCAGAGGACCUCAAUUACGACGUGGUGCCCAGGCAGAUCAAGGGCAAGGGCGGUAUGUGGAGAGUGGUCUACAUGCCCAAGUGGCAGGACAUCGAAUUCCUGACCAAGCUCAAUUUGUUCCUGCGGAGAGAGGGCAGGACGGUAGAGGAUGUGGCCCGCAUCCUCAGUCGCGAGCUGUGCCCCACCACAGUAGUUCCUGAAGAGCUACCUUCCAGGGAGUGCAGUCUGUCUCUGCAGGGGGAGAACGCAGACAAGAGGGCCGCCACCAAGGCAGGUGAGAUGCCCCUUCUCAAGGACCCAGAGAAGGAGAGCAAGGCUGAAGAGGGCAAGAAGGGCAAGAAGAAAAGCAAGAAAAGUCGGCGCCGACAGCAGGCUUCUGAUAAGAAGCCGUGA